AUGAGUCGACGAGCAGCAGGGCCGGUCCUCAGGGCCAGAACCCGCCCCCGCCUCCUCCGCCUUACCGCCCCGCUCUCCCUCGACCCACGCUCACCCUCAGCAUCAGUCACCCCUGCAGCCCGUCUGUCAUUCCCCGAUGGAGGGUGGCAGCAACGCCACUGGUCCUCCUGGAGCCUGGACCGCCCGGACGCCGUGGUAACACCAUAUGACACGCCCCCGGACCGGUGCUUUCCCAUCAGGCCACAGAACCCUGGCCAGAGCUGCAGCUACAGUUGUCAGUCUUCUCCAGGGCACUACAGCUCCCAACAUGCCCCGGGGCAGCACGGCGAUCUCUGCUGUGAUCGUGAAGAGGCUGAGCUGUCCGAGCUGGACUCCCUUUACCAGGCCAGUCUGCAGGCUGGAAGAUCAGGCUGCAGCCCAUCUGAGAGGCUGAUAUCCAGGAUGGGAGGGCAGACGCGCUCCAAGACCCCCAACGCAGACAUGGAGAGGAGUGUGUACGGGGCGGACAGCACCAGCACCCCCACCUACCUCAACAAGCCAGUGAUGUUGCGGGAUCCACGUUUGGGGGCGGAGCCUGAUGAUGGGGAGAACCAGAGGCGAAUCGGACGCAGCCUGAGCGGCACGGUAGUGACCUCCCGCCGCAGCCGCCUCACCACAACCCGCAGCUUUGAGCUGUCGGGCAGCGCUGGAAGUUUCUGGCUGUGUCUGACGGGGGUCAAGCUGUCCUCGGACCAGAGCCCCGCCCUGCUACACUGAUAUCCGCCCCCGCCUUCCUCUGAAACCUCCCCACAGCGCAGCGUGUCGAGGUCCCGGGCGGCAUCGCCUCGACUGACCUAGGAUCGGCUCAGGACCAUCGUCUCAACGGCCGACCUGCUCCAGCAACUUGUCCUUCGAAACAAACACAUGCACGCACACAUCUGCACUGACGUCGAGCCUCCCUCUGCGCCUGAAGCUCCCCACUUUACUUGCCUUCCCUCCCUACUUACUCUGUCUAUGCAGUCACUCUGACCCCUUAAACUACAACCUCCCUUUCUUUCCCGGGACUAUUACUCGUCUCCCUGUGGGUUUUUUUAGGAGGAUUCUCGCCGUCUGACUCCUCCUCCGCCCCAACAGGACCUUUCAGCUCAAUGGGAGAAUCUAACCAAGUAGCCACGCCUCUUCCUCUUUCUUCAUGGGCAUUUUCCCGUCGGACGCACAUGUAGCUGAACUGACAGCCAUAUUUUUGCUCUCGUUUUCUUGCUGGGUUUCCUUGAGGUUUUUGUUUUCCCUCCAGAGACUGAACUCUGAUAACUAAACAUGUACAGAAAAACACAUGUAUGAAACCUGUAUGUUAAUUAAUAAGACCUUAUGGAAUGUUGAUAAUUAACAAAUAUUGAUAAACUAAAAGUGGUACUUCCUCAUGUCUGCAUUUCAAAUAGCAGUGGAGUGCACUUCACAAGUGUCUAGCUGGAGUUUCCGCCCCUAAAAUACUCCCAAAACUCGCCCCCUUUUCCGUCACCCAAAAAGAAACUGCUCGCUGACUUAAUGACGGCUCUCCCGCUUCUACUGGGAGAUUUAACGAGAAAAGCACUUCCUGUUACUUUGGUCUUUGCUUUCUUUUGCUUUUCUUUGUUCUGAAAGGGAAGCAGUAGCACCACAACCGAGGAGAGUUGAGAAAGGAAGACAGGAGAGAGAAAGAGACGAAUGUAGGUUAGGAAACCUGCCUUUUACGGGCUUUUUAUCAAUGAACGCGGAUGAUUCAAGUGCACUUUGCAGGGAAGAAGUGCACUUUUAAUCGAAGGCUGAUGGAGAGAGAGAGAGAGAGAGAGAGAGAAGUCCUUUUGGUUUUGUUUUACUUCAAGGCCUCAGGUGAACUUCAGUGGCACUUAUAAAUUCCCACUUUUAUGAUUUCUGACGCUGAUUUCGAGACCCAGAUGGGAGCAAAAACAGCACAUCUUCAGCCUGAUACAGUUAAGGUGUCUGAUAGAGUAUGCUUUAUAUGAUAAAUAUGUAUUAGAGGUAUAUUUUCAGCCAGUGAGCUAUCUUCUUCAGAGAUGUCAACCAUUACUCUGUGGUGUGAACAUUUAAAUCCUUUCCCUCACAAAUGAGUAGCAUUCUGACAUGUGUAGUCAGUUUAUUAUAUGCUUUAUCAUAUCAUAUAUAUAUAUAUAUAUAUAUAUAUAUAUAUAUAUAUAUAUAUAUAUAUAUAUAUAUAGACACAACUGGCCAAUGUAAAGUUUGGCAAGAAUCUCCUGACAUUGAUUGAUCGUUGUAACAAAAACCAAAGGUUGGCACUUAGCUUGUUGUUUUUCAUUCAUUUGUUCAUUUAGGUUGUUGUUGAUUGUUAUUUUUAUUUGGGUUGUGGAUGUGGGAGAAUGUAGCCAAUUGUAGCGCAUGAGUCCGCUAUGCAAAUCAACCUUCCCUCACAGUCCUGUGUCAGAGACAGUCAGGAAGUAGACCCACCCGCCCACAAGGGGGCGCUCACACGGACAAAGACGACAAUUAGGAGAACUCGUGUUUUAAUGCUGCUGGUGAUCUUUGUUGUUCAGCAUCGACAUGCUAACGUGUUAGCUGAUGGGAUGCAACGAGUAGACAGAGGAGAUGAAAACGAAUGAAUGUAAACUGAAAUGUGUGUUUAUGAGUGGCGGCUGGAGGCAGAAGAAGAGUGGGUUUUUACCGCUGGAGGUGGGUUUUUACGUGGGUAUGUGUAGACUGAGCGUGUCAGUGUUGAUCGGGUAAAGAGGGAUCCUGUAUUUUUGCAAUAAAGUUAUUACCAAUGCCCUCCCGCAGGGGGCGUAACCACCGUAAUGUGUCAUUAUUUAAAAAAUGUUGGAGAAACAAAAUAGGGCUACAAUUAUAGUUAAUCAAUUCAUCAGAUUAAAAAAGAAAUCACAUUCUACAGAUUUUUCAGUUAACCAUCUCAGCUUUUUUAUACAUUAUUAGAAAUCCAUUAAAACAGGAGGGUUGAGCUCAUUUUUAUUUUGGGUCAUAUCAAGAUCAUGAAUGUCCUCAAAGUGCUGGAGGUGGAAGAAUGUAUUGAUAAAACUACCCAAUAAUAAACUGAUAGAAUAUCAAUGCAUUCAAUGUGGAUUUCUUGAAAUUAAAUAAUGUUGAAAAUCUUUACACAUUGAUUUACUUUGGCA
This is a messenger RNA of Gambusia affinis (western mosquitofish), 3122 nucleotides long. Its product is annotated as inactive ubiquitin carboxyl-terminal hydrolase 54-like. The transcript has 4 exons. The record is from RefSeq and is a predicted model, not a curated record. NCBI's taxonomy places the organism in Eukaryota, Metazoa, Chordata, Actinopteri, Cyprinodontiformes, Poeciliidae. Bases 1 to 756 code for a protein of 251 amino acids.